This is a messenger RNA of Acaulospora morrowiae, 582 nucleotides long. Lineage: Eukaryota; Fungi; Glomeromycota; Glomeromycetes; Diversisporales; Acaulosporaceae. The record is from the annotation of a GenBank genome assembly.
AUGGCUUUCACUCAAGUCACCUUCAGCAAAAAUAUCGAUGUCAUGCAAUCUGCUUCUGUGAAUUCAAAACCUCAUCGGAAGAACAAGAAGACAUUACCAUACCAAUCAUCCGCUGCUAUUUCUUGGCUAUCAACAUUGGAUCCCUCUCGGUCUUUAUUACCAUAUACGUUGAGAAAUAUCAUUCAUUCUGGCUGGCUUAUCUCAUACCUCUCAGUAUUUCUCUUUGCCAUCGCCAUAUUAGUCUUUGGUUGGGAUAAGUACGUCAAGAAGGAACCCCAAGGUUCAGUGAUAUUUGACUUUGUCUAUGUGCUUUGGAUAACUCUCGUGAAUCAAAAAAAUUUGGAGAACGCCAAACCUUCGAAUAUGACGGAAGAACAAUUGAAAAGGAGAAAAGUUACAUGGGACGAUGAAUUCGUGGAACAGUCCAGAAUAGGGCUUCGAGCCAUAAAGGCUUUCUUGGUUUUUCCAUUUUACUGGGUCUGCUAUGCACAGAUCUACAAUAAUUUAACAUCAGACCGCCAAAAAAUGAAGCUUCCGAAAUUGGCGGUUGCAACCGUUCCAAAUUAUAUAAACCUUAUGUAA